AAAGGGUUGAAGGACCUCCCUGUAACCCCUCUAUCUUCUCUUCCUUUAUUCCGACUUUCGUCCAGUCAUGUCACCGGCGGCUACUCCGCCGCCACUGUUAGCUCUGCAUCAACUGCUAUCUCUUUUUCCAUUUUCAUGUUUAGUCUUUUUCCCUUGCUCAUUCUUCACCCUUCUCUCACAUCCCGUUUUUGUGAAACUUCUGGAAUCAUAUCCCCACGCCAAAAUCAUUAAAUCCCCCAUGCUUCAGACCUGGGACACCUCGGGAAGAGGUAGAUUAGGAAGGAGAGAGAGAGAGAGGUAAUUCGGGUCCCAAAUGGGUCGACCCAAUUCCUCAUCUCCUUUCUUAUCUCCCCUCUAUAAAUCCCAGCAAAAAUCAGAACCAAAAACCAAAAGUCAAGUACUAUAGGAUUUGAGUCAGAGAAAGAAACAACAACAACUAACAUACCCAUUGUAAUCACACAUAUUAGCGUUUGGGGAGGGUAGUGUGUCCGCAGACCUUACCUACCUUGUGGAGAUAGAGACCAUGUUUCCAAUAGACAAAAUGAGCCAGAGAAAGAAGGUGAAAGAUAAAAAUGGUGACAUCAAUUGAGCAAGUGACUAUCCCAGAUCAUCUCCCUGAGUUCUUUAAGAUUUAUCACCCUCAAAUAUGCAACCCCCAACUGAGAAUUCCACCGGCCUUUCUCAAGUUUUUCAAUGGAGAUAUUCCCGCAAACUCUAUGCUUCAAGAUCUUGCAGGGAGAUCUUGGAAGGUUGUUGUGGAAAAGAAUGACAAUGAUUUCUUUUUCAUGGGAGGUUGGCCAGACUUUGUGCGGGACAAUAAUUUGAAAUUUGGAGAAUUUUUAACCUUUUCCUAUGUUGGAAAUUCAAACUUUUACGUUAAAAUAUAUGGGAUAAAUGGCAGCUUAAAGCGGGACGUAACUGCCAUCAAAGAGCCUGAGCUGCAUCCAUUGGACGAAGAAAUUGUGCAGGAGAUAGGUACGGCAGCUCCGCCAGCUGAUCAAGCACUUAAUGGAUCAGGAGACUUGGUUGUUUAUGCCCCUUCAUUCGACAUUGUCAUCAAGCCAUCUUAUAUCCGAAAAAAGCGUUUGAAUGUACAAGCUGCUUUUGGCAAUAGAUACUUGAACAGGGGGCAAGGACAAAACUUUGAGGCUGCUCUUCAAACUGAUAGAGGUAGCUGGCCGGUUUCAGUUCACAAUUCUGAUAGACUUAUACUUCAGACAGGGUUCGGAGAAUUUAUAGCCAGUAAUGCUUUGCGUGAAGGAGAUGUUUGCCAAUUUAUGCUGAUCGAUGAGGAGAAGUUCAUGCUGGAAGUUAGCAUUAGAAGACAACUCAAGUAAAGUAGUCAUAAAAAUAGAGGCAAAUCUCUUUGAUCAUUUGGCUUAAUAUCUAUCAGAUUUAAAUAUUUCUACUUGAGAGAAAGAGAACUGUAUGUUCACUAAGCAUUGCAUAGUGGAAUAGAAGGUUGAUGCAUCAGUAGAUUAAUUUAGUGUAUUUACAUCA
Nicotiana tabacum (common tobacco) is the source of this 1500-nucleotide messenger RNA. RefSeq names its product B3 domain-containing transcription factor VRN1. Gene Ontology annotation, molecular function: DNA binding. Lineage: Eukaryota; Viridiplantae; Streptophyta; Magnoliopsida; Solanales; Solanaceae. The record is from RefSeq and is a predicted model, not a curated record.